Molecule: messenger RNA, 582 nt
Organism: Cylicocyclus nassatus
Lineage: Eukaryota; Metazoa; Nematoda; Chromadorea; Rhabditida; Strongylidae
Source: the annotation of a GenBank genome assembly
AUGAAAACCUAUGUUAACGGCAUUUUAUGCACUUUCGUCUGUCUUAUGAGUGUCGAAUCUGGAUUGCAUCCGCACAGGAGGAGAUCUAUGUUUAAAGAUGAAAGCCCUCGAAGUGGUUUGCGACCCAGCCACACUCUGCAGGGAUCCCGAAGUCGUAGUGAUUACGGCAUCGUCUCGCAUGUGCAACGGCUGGAGGAGCAACGCUUGCUAGUGCUAAUAUGGUUUGUGCGCGCACCUAACUGCGUUAGUCACUCUAGCAGAAAACUCAGCGAUUACGGUCUCCUACCUCCAGUUGUGCUCCCAUGUGUACAGAUAUCCACUGUCAGCUUAGCAUCCUCGAGCAAGUCCACCAAUAAAAUUGAAAGAGGACAUUCUUGGAAGAACCGAUUUCGUUGGGGAUUUUCGGCUCCAAACGUAAGAAGUUCACUCGCACAAGAAACUGAUCUGCUCAAUCUGCCAAGCACAUCCGCUGACAAUGUUUCCGUCCAAAUGAAGAAGUCAAAGUCGAUCACGUUUUGUGUGCCAACACAGGAGCGAUCAGUGAAGUCUGCAAGGAGCAGCGUGAGUGGCCUGUUUUCGUAG